UUGAAGCCCCAACCUACUUUCUCGUAUACAUGUCUGAACCUAUUCCCUUCACACCUUUGUCCCUGCUAUUCUUUGCGAUUUCGCUCGUUUCUCUGUUCUUGUUACUCUCUUUCGCAUUUGCGAUCUUCCCCUGGUUCCUUUUGCGGUCCUCUCCAUGCCAUUUCGUUCUUAAUUUGCAUUCUCGAUCAGAUUCGAAGUUUGUAACAUGGCAAGUCGCAUCAAGGAAGAGGAGAAAAUUGAAAGGACCAUACGUAAUCUUUUGAAACUUCCAGGGAACCGAAGAUGUAUUAACUGCAAUAGUCUGGGACCGCAAUACGUCUGUACAACAUUCUUGACAUUUGUAUGUACAAACUGUAGUGGAGUACAUCGUGAGUUCACUCACCGAGUAAAGUCAGUGUCAAUGGCAAAAUUCACGGCAGAAGAGGUGGCUGCUCUUCAAACUGCGGGAAAUGAGAGAGCACGGGAGAUAUAUCUGAAAACAUGGGAUCCUCAGCGACAUUCUUAUCCAGAAAACAGCAAUCUCCAUCGGCUUCGGGAUUUCAUCAAGCAUGUUUAUGUUGAUCGGAAAUACUCUGGUGAGAAAAGUGGUGAUGAGCUCCCGAGGUUGAGACUUACUGACAAGGACUCAUCCCAAGAAAGGAGAAAGGUUACUCCAUAUUAUGGUGGAUUACAGAACCUGCAAAUUGAAAUGCCAAGAUCUAGUUCAAAGAGGGAACACAGGAGUCCAAUUUUUUACUAUGAUGAGAGAAGCAGUCCUCGGUAUUCAAAAGAAAACUCCAGAUAUGGAGGCUAUAGGAGAAGCCUUACACGCAUUGAGGUUGUAGAUGACAGAAUUAAAGAUGACAGACCUGGAAUUCGUAGGCUCCCAAAUGGAGAUUCCAAGGCAGUUAUCCAGUUUAGUCGCAGUCAAGAAAAUUUAGAGAAGUCUUCUUUUGCAGUUGAAUUUAAUAAUAAAGUUACAAUCGGAAAAAAUGAACCUACUCGAAGAGUUGAGGAGGAUGUAAGAACCAAUAAAGGAAUAGACGCUGGUGGCUCUGAUCAGAAUGUUGUUCGUGUUAAUCCCGUGGAAACUAAAAGAGACAACGUAGGGAGCCUAAUUGAUCUUGGCAUCAGCUCUGAGCCUUCUGAUGCUGCUGCCGCAUCACAGACCCAACAGAUGCCUUCAUCUAACAAUGACAAAUGGAACGCCUUUGAGCCAUCUUCAACGAAAAGCACAUCAACAGCCCCCAAUGCAAAUACUCUGGAAGCUUUGCUUCUUGAAUUAUCAGUACCAUCAACUGGAGCUGAUAAUAAUCCAAAUGAUGGACCUGGAAAUGCCCAUACUCCAGCAACCGUUUCUGGAAGUACUCUUACACCAGAUUUCACUAUGGGGCAGACAGCACUACCAAUCAGCGUUGAAGCUUCUGUAGCUGGGUCUAAUGAAAGUGUAGUGUUGCAAUCUUCUAAUGCAAGCCCUCCGCAACUCACAUCCAAUAAUGGUGGUGAUAUUGCACUAAAAGUCCUUAAUGGACUACAGCUUCCAAGCACGCAGCAAAAACAGACUUUUGAUUAUCCUUCUGCAGAUACUGGUUUGAAUUCACAACUGAUGACUCCAGCUGCUGUUCCAAAUUUUGAAUGGACUUCUUCAUCGGAAUCAAAUGCUCAAGGAUAUUCAAGUGUUUCAACUGACAAGAUAGUUGCUCCUGAUUCAAAACCAGCUCAGGGUACCACCAAUGGAGUUGGAUCCCAACCUCCAUCUUCAGAAAAGAGCUCUUCUUGUGGAAGAAAGGAACUUCCUCUGGACCUUUUUACUGUUAACUACCCUCAAGUUCGCACCUCACAUCCAGGUUGGCAGACUGGAACUCAACAUGUCAUGGGUCAAAACUUGCAGUAUUAUCCUACCCCAGUGGCUGCAAGACCAACAAACCCAUUUGAUCUCGAUGAUGAAAAGAGUAGAUUUUACUCACACAGUGCUCCCACUAGCAUGCCCGCUCUUAGUGGCUCAACGCAGAGAUAUGGCUACCAACACGAAGCCCAAUAUUCAGGUACAUACUUGGGGCAACAGGUCUACGGGAGUAUUCCGUCUUUGAGACCUCAGGGAGUAGGAGGAACCUCCUUCCCAAGUGCUUUUGGCUCCUUCAAUAACACACCUCAGCAGCCGAGUAGCAGAUAUCCAGCACCUAACACAAAUCCAAUUGCUCCAUCGUUUCGCAAUAAUCCAUUUGGAUAGACUUAACAAAGCUUCAAUUCGCUGUACGUAUGUCUCAAUAUCAGGUCAUUUUCUUCCUGACUUUUCAACAAGAGCUGAGUUUGAAAGUUGUGAAAACUUUAAUCUAAAUGAGAGAGUUUUUAAUUCCAUCAAAGACUUAGGAUGUGAGUGGCUGUGUAAAAUAAUCAGAGUGAAAUGUACAGAUUCACCCCAAGGUCAUAUAGAAAAC
Messenger RNA from Benincasa hispida (wax gourd), 2417 nucleotides. RefSeq lists its product as uncharacterized. Lineage: Eukaryota; Viridiplantae; Streptophyta; Magnoliopsida; Cucurbitales; Cucurbitaceae. Gene Ontology annotation, molecular function: GTPase activator activity. The record is from RefSeq and is a predicted model, not a curated record.